CAGGCCCAAUCUCUUCCCGCGAAUGGCUUUGGUAACUAUUGUGGGAUUCCCCUCCUCUGGCAAGUCCCGAAGGACUUCGCAAUUAGCAGAGGCGUUACCAACGCUCAUUCCCGCACAUUAUUCUGUAUCCGUCGUCUCAGAUGAAACUCUCAAUAUUUCUCCAUCAGCUUACGACGAUAGCCGCACAGAGAAGCCUGCCCGAGGCGCACUUUUUGCAAAUGUUCAGCGUUUACUGUCUCCGAAUCGAAUUGUGAUAGUGGAUGCGCCCAACUACAUUAAAGGUUUUCGAUAUCAGCUAUAUUGCGCCGCGCGGGAGUUAAAAAUUCGGGUUUGCACGAUCUUCGUGGUGGCAACGGCCGAUUGUUGUAGGCAGUGGAAUGCGGAGCGUUCAGAUGGGCGCAGCUACGCGACAGAGACACUUGAGAAUCUCUUUCUCCGAUUCGAGGAGCCGUCUUCCAUGGUCCGCUGGGAUUCCCCCCUAUUCACUGUGCUUUGGGACGAAGAUCUCCCAAGUGAGGAAAUCGCUGCUGCACUUACAUCCGGGACAAUUAAGCCACCGAACUCGGGAACAGUUGCUACUGCGAAGGCGCCUUCAGACGCACUGCAUGUCCUCGAGCAAACAUCGACGGCCCUCGUGUCUGCCGUACUAGAUGCCCAGACAACCCAUCAAGCAAUGGGCGGAAAAGUUGUAUUGCCUCUGACCCCUCCGGUCAAGAUGACUUUACCUGCUCGGAUACUCACUGUUUCCGAGCUCCAGCGAAUGAAACGACAAUUUGUGACGAUCCACAAGAAGGCUAUGACCUUGGGAACCAUCGAGAAGGGCGCAGUAGAUUGGGCGGAGGACAGCGUUGCAGUCAAGUUUGUGACUUAUUUGGAGGAGAAUUUAAAGCCGUAAUCAUCAAGACAUCAUUCUUUUCUACAUGUAUCUUACAGUUUCUCUGCUCUCCAGAAUGAAGCAUACAUGUUGACACGGUCGAUAGCAAUCUCCGGCCCGGAUCUGACACCCAGGGGUGUGACCUUGAAUCCGUGCUGUUCGAAAUUAGCGUUGUACCAGGGCCGCCGUGCUGCAGAGCGCCAGAAGAGGAAACCGCCGGGCGCGAGUGCACGAUGCAGCUCCUGGAUCUCCUCGUCGAUCUCAGGCUGUCCUGGACUAAACCAAUCCAUGUGGUCCAUAACCAGCGCCCGGGUGAUAUCACCGUCGGCCAGUCCUCGCAGCACGCUGGGCAAUGGUCAGAUGAGGGUUUCGCACGAGCUUGUUUGAGAGGAACCCACUUGACAAUCGAUUCAGUGUGAAGCCGGAAGGCAUUCAAUCGCCGACUGGUAUCAGCCUUGAGAGCCUCGAAGCCGGCCCGAGUAAGAUAUUCAGGACAACUCUCAUGGGUGUAGUGGCCGAGCAAAGUCUGCGAGGUUGUCGUUAUUAUGGACAUGUAAGUUACACGGUCAAGCUUACCAAAAGAUAAAAGUAGUUCUCAUUCCUGAAGAGGUACGCAUGAGCCAAAGGGUCCAACGUGUCCCGGAUGAACUCGUAGAUGCCUCCUGUGGAAAGAUCAGACAUCAAAAGGAAAUUCCACGAUAGACAGACCCUCAUCAAGCAGCAUCUUUCGCUGAUUGAGCGGAACGCCCAGAGCGUUCCAGCAGAAUACCGGAUUCUUGAGGAGCCCCACGACGAUCGGGUUUAAUAGCACCGGGCGCACCCUUUCUGUCCAGAUUUGCUCCUGGCGAUCGAGGUUCUCAGCCCGGCAAAGCUCCUCGACAUCCUUCUGAACGCCGGCGAUCGUGAAUAUCAACUUGGCCAAGCGAAGAGCCCAUCCGCUGUAGCCUCGAAGAUAGAAUGAAGACGAGAACGCGCGCGAGUUGAUACGCCAGAACUGGUAGGCGCUGGACGAAAGAUGGGGUGCAAUAUGAUUGUCCAAAAGUUGACGAAAGUUCGGGUGCUUGCCGGCACCAAACAAGGCAAAGAAAUCUUCGUAGGAAAGCGCCUUGACUGCAGCCAACUUGAGCUCCAGUAGAUGGCCUUGGCAAGGGUUCAUAUCCACACAAUGGAUCUGUACGACCUAGGGGCGGCGGCAACGGCAUAGUGAAGCGCGUUGUCACCCGCACUGGUAAUCACAAACAUGGAGUCCUUGGGUGAAAGUUGCAGGUGUUGCAUGUCAGUGAAUGGAUCCUCCUGGAAGGGCAUGUCAGAGACUUCGCAUUGUUGUGCGGAGCUUACCGACCCAAGUGAAUGAGUAGAUGAAGGUUCUAAAUUCUUUGUGAACAGGUUGUUCGUAGUAUGGCAGGCGCCAAGGCUGGGCGGCAUGGUAAUGGAAUGAGCUGUACGGCGGCGAGAUGUCGAUGACAGUGGGCUGAGGUUGCAGCUCCAGAGCUGGUUCGCCAAUAUGCAGAGAAGGAACCGCAUCAUCCGUGUCCUUGACAGCCUUGAACGUGGCUGGAGAACAGUUCCCGAUAAGAUUGCCGCCCUCCACUUCGAAAGCGUGACAAGCGUUCGAGACAUCGAAUGAGCGAGAGCGGCCGAGCCAGAUGUAAUAUGGGCUGCUCAGCAAUCAGUCGCAAUCGUGCAGUCGAAGGAAACACUACUCACAUUCGGACAAUGAAGGGGAUGAUGAAGUUAUUCCUCCCGUUGAAACUCUUGAUCUGAGCCAAAGCAUGAGUCCUGACAGACAACGAUAGCUGAUGGAGCGCACCGUGCCAAAUUUGUACUCGAGAUAAGAUCGUCUAGCGGGACUUAAGUUGACCUAAUAGGAUGUCAGUCCGCGAAGAGAAU
Messenger RNA from Mycena citricolor, 2764 nucleotides. NCBI's taxonomy places the organism in Eukaryota, Fungi, Basidiomycota, Agaricomycetes, Agaricales, Mycenaceae. The record is from the annotation of a GenBank genome assembly.